GCAGCCGGAGUUUCACGCUGAAAGGUCAGUAGCAGCGCCUCUGAAUGAAAGCUGUAUGGUGCAGUCAGAGAAAACCUACCUGUUAAAUGUCUCUCCUAUAGUUUUAUAUGUUUCUGUGUUUAGUACAGAACAGUCAUGAGUAAUCUGAUGCCCGGGUUUUGUCUCUGUCACGGUGUGUUUCUGAGAGGAGCAGCUCGGUUUAUUAUUCCUCUCAGACACAUCAGUCACCUUCCCCUCACCUCGGGACAGAAAGUUCAUUCUGCGGGACACGUGAGGGACAGGAGACACAUCUCCAGCAGACCUGGAGGGGCCAUGAACGUGUUCGACAGGAAUAUGAAGAGAAAGCAGAAGAAAUGGGCGGCGAGUUUACAGGACAGCGAGAAAUAUGACUACCUGAGAGACGAGGUUGGGAGCAGAGUAGCAGACAGAAUUUAUGACAUUGCCAGGACUUUUCCAUUAGCAUUAGACGUGGGCUGUGGAAAAAGCCAUAUUGCCGAACAUCUCAGCAAGGACGUUGUAGAGCGCCUUUUCCUUACAGACAUCUCGGAUGCUUCAUUGAGGCAGAAGAGGCCGAGUGAGAUGACCACACACUGUGUGAUGGCCGACGAGGAGUUCCUGCCGUUUCAGGAGAACACGUUUGAUCUGGUGGCCAGCAGUCUGAGUUUACACUGGAUCAAUGAUCUUCCAGGAGCUUUGCGUCAGAUCCAUCACGUGCUGAAGCCAGAUGGUGUGUUUGUAGGCGCAAUGGUCGGAGGCGAGACUCUGUACGAGUUGCGCUGUUCCCUGCAGCUGGCAGAGCUGGAGAGGGAGGGAGGGUUUGCGCCCCACAUUUCCCCUUACACCGCUGUCACCGACCUGGGCAACCUGCUGGGCCAAGCUGGAUUCAACAUGCUCACUGUGGAUGUGGAUGAGAUUCAGGUUCAUUACCCGAGCAUGUUUGAAGUCAUCUGUGAUUUACAAGGAAUGGGUGAGAGUAACUGUGCGUGGAACAGGAAGGCGCUGUUGCACAGAGACACCAUUCUAGCAGCGGCGGCCAUUUAUAAAGAGAUGUACGGUAAAGACGAUGGAUCUGUCCCAGCUACGUUUGACAUCCUGUUUAUGAUUGGCUGGAAACCUCAUGAGUCACAGGCAAAACCUGCGAAAAGAGGCUCGGCAACCGUCUCCUUUGCUGAUUUAUCAAAAAUAAACCAAACGCAGACCAAAAACAGACCUGACAAUUCAGCUGGCACUGGGACGAGCUGACUUUAUUCCAAUCAAUAUUGGUUAAUUUAACAGACAUUAAAAAAAACUACUGUAUGUAAUAAAAGAAAAAUGGCACUGAAUAAUGACAACACAAACAGGACAUUUUGAAUUUAAUAUUGUCGAAUGGAUCAUAAUUCGAACAGUUUCCUCGAUGCUAAAAUAAAAUGUUUUUUUUUUU
Molecule: messenger RNA, 1420 nt
Organism: Clarias gariepinus (North African catfish)
Lineage: Eukaryota; Metazoa; Chordata; Actinopteri; Siluriformes; Clariidae
Gene: ndufaf5
Product: NADH:ubiquinone oxidoreductase complex assembly factor 5
Exons: 11
Coding region: 136-1242 (368 amino acids)
Biological process (GO): mitochondrial respiratory chain complex I assembly
Cellular component (GO): mitochondrion
Molecular function (GO): S-adenosylmethionine-dependent methyltransferase activity
Source: RefSeq, a predicted model, not a curated record